Molecule: messenger RNA, 1832 nt
Organism: Setaria italica (foxtail millet)
Lineage: Eukaryota; Viridiplantae; Streptophyta; Magnoliopsida; Poales; Poaceae
Exons: 2
Coding region: 337-1374 (345 amino acids)
Source: RefSeq, a predicted model, not a curated record
CGGGCGAAACCAACGACGCCACCCAAACCGGCAAACCACCGCCUCCUCUCCUCGCCCCUCCCCUCCCCGCCCGCCCCCGCCUCCCUCCCGCGGGCCGCGCUCGCGUCCCUUUCGCCGGUCGCCGACACGUUCCCGCUCCCACUUCCCGCCGCUUCAGCCGCCGACUCAACCGCGCCUUUCGGGUCGUUCCGCGGGUUCCGUUCGCGCGCGCUGCGGUUCCGGGACUUCCGGCCCCGGCCGCUUUGCUGUGGAGCGAGUCCUGUUGCGGGGUGCGGGCGCCGUUCCCGCGCGUUCAGAGGUGGGGGUUGAGGGAGGAGAGGUCCCCGGCGACCGUCCAUGGCGGAGAGGCGGCCGAUCUACAGGGAGCCCGGCAAGCCCCGGCGGCCCCCGCGCUCUCACGGUGGGGGAAAUUUCUCAGUUCCACUGUGGGAGAAGAAAUUUUGCACUGAUGCUUGCGCCAUCCCCUGGGGUAAACUGUGCGAGACAAAGAGAUUGAUGUCUCUGUACACAAAUGUUGUGGAUUGGGAGGACUCAGCUGCAUUAGAAGCCUUCAAUGAUGCAAAGGCGCGCUUCUGUGCUGUAUAUCAUGGUCAACAUUGUGAUAUCCCUUUGCCUGACCCAGACAUGUUUAUCGAUAUAGUUAACCCAGAUGAAUAUGUUGAUCCUGAAUUGGUGGCUGAUCUGGAGAAGUCGCGCCGUUGUGCUCCCAGAAAAGAUAAUGGUAUUCCUGAUGUCUGGGACUCCUUUAUUUUCUCAGACAAGCCAGUUCCAGUUACAGGAUGGGGUGACACCGAGACAAGCAAUACUGCUGGUCAGCAGCUCUCUGUAAACUGGGACAGUCAUUUGGAACAGCCCAUCGAAGCAAAUUGUAAGCAGACCUCUGGAAAUUGGGACUGUUACGUUGAGCAGCCCGCUCAAACAAUUGUUCAGCAAAGCUCAGGCAAUUGGGACGUGUUUGAGGAACAGCAAGGUCAAACAAGCAGGUGGAGGGAGGAGACCAAUCCCUGCAUCGCCAACUGGAACAUGAGAGAUGGCUACCAGGAUACAUGGAAACAUGAUUCCGGCUGGGGUUCCGCAGCCACUCAUACUGAUCCAUGGGACAACCAUCAAGACAGCUAUGAUGUGCCUGACAGCCAGGGCGUGUCAUAUGGACACUGGACUCACUGGCGAAGGCGAAACAAUGAGUCAGGCAGAAGGAACAUCAAGAAUAGAGAGAGAGGAGGCCCCAUCAGCGCAAAGCCAAUGAAAUCAAAGUACCAGGCAGAUGAGCACAGUGGUACAAAUAAUGGCUGGAGGCACUGCCGAGUAAGAAAUGAGAUGCAUUAUUACUCCUAUGAGCAGGCUGGUUAUGCCAAGCAGUCGCUAGCUAUGUGAUUAAGAAGCUAUUGGGGUUUGCAGCAUUGAGAGAAGAUGCCAAGGUACCCCGUACCCCUCUGCUGGCACUUCUCCUGGAGGUGUCAUUUAUUUUACACCAGGAAUAGUAAUGGUGGACAUCUUCGGAUAAGGUAGAGUAGAGCUUGCAGGUCAUCCUGUAGGUUAUGUUCCCUCCUUGAAGCUGCUGUAGAUAGUACUGACUACCAGCCUAGUGACAGUUUUGUUGAGCCAUUGGCGCCCGUCUCGUGUGUGCGUGUGUAUAUACGUGUCGAGCUCCGUAGCUUUUGUUUACUGGCUGUACUGCCGCUUCAGUGUUGCAGUAGUGAAAAAUGAGGAUGAUGCCUAUUUAAUUUAUAUCUUCCGAGUUGUGAACAAAUGUCUUGACUGAUUUGUAAGCCAGGAUGUUCUGUUCGUAGUGGCAGGAAUAAAGGCUUGAUAACCUGUCUUGUUCAGCUAUC